AUGACUCCUCAUCGCCGCCCCUUGUACUACAAUCCGGAUGCCCGGUCUUGGACAACGAAGGGCUUUAACUCCGCUGAUGUGGUUGAAGCCUUCCAUUUGCAGGUCGAAGGGUACCGUCCAUCUCCUCUUGUCUCUCUACCCAGUGUAGCUGAGUGCCUCGGGGUCGAAUCGGUCUAUGCGAAAGAUGAGACCAACCGACUAGGACUACCGGCCGUCAACAGCCUUGGCCUAUCCUGGGCUGUCUUCCGAGCGUUGACUGAACGACUGGGAUUGCCAGAGAGUUCCACUAUCGAGUCGGUCAGAGCGCGGCUGAUUACAAGCCCUGUCACUCUAUUCACUGCAUCGGACGGCAACCACGGACUCGCUGUGGCGCGCGUAGGCUCGCUCUUUGCAAUUUCCGUCCAGAUCUACGUCCCUUCGUAUACAACAGCAGACACUAUCGCCCUCAUCCGUGCGGAAGGUGCAAAGCUUGUUGUCGCACACGGCAAUUCGUACCGCGAGGCACUGUCGCAGGCACAAGCCGCCUCUCAUGAACAAAGUGGCAUACUUGUUCAGGAAGAGUCAACUCAUGGAAACCGGCACAUCCCGCAGUGGAUGGCGGAGGGCUACUCGACUCUCAUGCGGGAGCUCGAUAGCCAGCUCAUGGGAGAGAAAGCCGAUCUAGUAGUCUGUCCUGCGGGUACUGCCGCGCUUUUACAAGCUGCCGUAAACCACCUCAAAGCACCAGAAAGAAAUCCUAUGGCCUUUGUUGCUGUUGAGCCAGAUACAGCUCCGACCUUGUGGAAAAAAUUGGCCCGAGAAGAACCUGUUGGUAAAAACGGGAAUUGCGAGGCACUAUUUGAGGCUGCUUGGUCGGACUUGAUGCCCGGAGUGGAUGCCAGUGCGACGGUCUCUGACUAUGAGGCUCAUUUGGCAAGCCUUGAGCUACAAACCGCUGGUGUCAGUGCAGGAUUGGCUGGUGCGUCCGGACUGGCUGCUCUUCGACGGCUGGAGGAAUCUCACAGGGCGCAGCUGGGAUUGAAUGAGAACUCUGUCCUCGUUCUUUUAUGCACCGAGGGUCUUUCACCCUACACGACACCCAAGGAUGUCUCAUCCGACGAUGUCAUCACUCUGGCUCAGACUCUGGUGCAAAUCGACUCUUCCAACCCCGACUUUGGCUCGACGCCUGGUCCUGGAGAGACGGCUAUUGCCAACUAUAUCACCUCGUGGCUCCAGCAUCGUGACAUUGAGAACCACUGGAUUGAGCCCACUCCAGGACGGCCUUCCAUUAUUGGUGUUGUUCGCGGCUCUGGAGGCGGCAAGAGCCUUAUGUUCAACGGGCACAUGGACACUGUCACGUUGCUAGGCUAUAAUGGCGACCCUUUGAGCGGCAACAUUGUUGAUGGUAACAUGUAUGGUCGAGGCACUGCCGACAUGAAGAGCGGUCUUGCGGCUGGCAUGCUGGCGGUUGCAAGUGCCAAAUCGAAGAAGCUGAAGGGUGACGUGAUUCUCGCCGCGGUUGCGGACGAAGAGUCGGAGAGCGUUGGGACCGAACAAGUGCUUCAAGCUGGCUGGCGAGCAGAUGCGGCAAUCGUAGCUGAGCCCACGGAAAUGGCUUUGAUAAAUACGCACAAGGGCUUCGCGUUGUUCGAGGUCGACAUCCAUGGCGUGGCGGCUCACGGGUCUCGUGCCGACCUGGGGGUUGAUGCAAUCUGCAAAGCUGGAUAUUUCCUUGUUGAGCUCGACCGCCAUGCUCAGGAGCUCCAAGAGCGAUUUGGCAACGCAAAGCCGGAAACGGGGGCACCAAAUAUCCAUGCCGGCGUCAUCAAGGGCGGCGAGGAGAUUGCUUCCUACCCAGCCCUCUGCACCAUCUUCAUUGAGCGUCGUACAAUCUCCGGAGAGACUGCGGAAACUGUGAGGCUCGAACUCCUGCGCAUCUUGGAAAACCUCGCAGCAACCGUCCCAAACUUCAGAUUUGACUUGCGGUCGACCUUCUCGCGAGCUCCCUAUUUCAUUCCCAGGGAUCAUGACUUUGUCUCACUGGUCGCCAAGCAUGCCGCCCAAGCUACAGGCGCAAAGCCGAUUAUCAAAGGGGAAACGUACUGGACGGACAUGGCCUUGUUGAACGAGAAAGGUAUCCCUGGAUUGAUCUGGGGCCCUAAGGGAUACGGUCUCCACGCCAAAACGGAGUGGGUUGAGGUUGAGUCAGUGCGGCAUCUGGCGGAGGCUUUUAUAGAGAUUACGGAAGAUUUCUGUAAAUAA
Penicillium riverlandense is the source of this 2241-nucleotide messenger RNA. RefSeq lists its product as uncharacterized. NCBI's taxonomy places the organism in Eukaryota, Fungi, Ascomycota, Eurotiomycetes, Eurotiales, Aspergillaceae. Bases 1 to 2241 code for a protein of 746 amino acids. Gene Ontology annotation, molecular function: hydrolase activity. The record is from RefSeq and is a predicted model, not a curated record. The transcript is spliced from 2 exons.